This is a messenger RNA of Topomyia yanbarensis, 495 nucleotides long. RefSeq names its product histone H2A. Gene Ontology annotation, cellular component: nucleosome. The record is from RefSeq and is a predicted model, not a curated record. Gene Ontology annotation, molecular function: protein heterodimerization activity; structural constituent of chromatin; DNA binding. The coding region runs from base 38 to 412 and encodes 124 amino acids. The transcript has a single exon. NCBI's taxonomy places the organism in Eukaryota, Metazoa, Arthropoda, Insecta, Diptera, Culicidae.
UUGAAAGUUGCUACUCUAUUCGAAAACAUAACACAUCAUGUCUGGACGCGGUAAAGGAGGCAAAGUUAAGGGAAAGGCAAAGUCCCGCUCGAAUCGUGCUGGUCUUCAGUUCCCUGUGGGCCGUAUCCACCGUCUGCUGAGGAAAGGAAAUUAUGCCGAACGUGUUGGAGCCGGAGCACCCGUCUAUCUGGCGGCUGUGAUGGAAUACCUCGCUGCUGAAGUGUUGGAAUUGGCAGGAAACGCUGCCCGUGACAACAAGAAGACCAGAAUCAUCCCGCGUCAUCUGCAGCUGGCCAUUCGCAACGAUGAGGAGUUGAACAAACUGCUCUCCGGAGUGACCAUUGCUCAGGGCGGUGUUCUGCCAAACAUCCAAGCCGUGCUACUCCCCAAGAAGACCGAAAAGAAGGCCUAAAUCGAACGCUGAACUAACCCUUGUACAAAACCGUCCUUUUCAGGACGACCACAUAUUUGCGAUAAAGAAAAAAAUUGAAAAUG